Messenger RNA from Xenia sp. Carnegie-2017, 2536 nucleotides. RefSeq names its product zinc finger protein 271-like. The record is from RefSeq and is a predicted model, not a curated record. Gene Ontology annotation, molecular function: protein binding; histone methyltransferase activity. NCBI's taxonomy places the organism in Eukaryota, Metazoa, Cnidaria, Anthozoa, Malacalcyonacea, Xeniidae. The transcript has 3 exons. The annotation marks the transcript as partial.
AACGCAGGCAGGGGUGUUUUUACAAAGAAAAAAGUUGAAAUGGACACUCGUUUUGGACCAUACAGAGGAGAGGUACUUUCGCUUAAAGACGCAGAGGAUGGAAGAGAUCCUUCGUAUAUGUGGGAGAUUGUACAAGGAGGAAAGAUUGUAUAUUGCAUUGAUGGUAAGGAUCUUGCUCAAGGUAAUUGGAUGCGAUUUGUGAAUUGUGCACGAUUUGAAGAAGAACAAAAUAUUAUUGCAUAUCAAUAUAAUGGAGAAAUUUACUACCGAGUUUAUAAAGAGAUUGAAGCCGACAAAGAAUUGCUUGUUUGGUAUGGAGAUGAGUAUGCUGAACAGUUAGGAAUAUCGUUGCUUGAUGAGGAAGAUAAUGACAAGCAUGAGUUUGAAGUUGGAGGUCACAGCUGUAGACACUGUGGAAUGAUGUAUACUAAUCCUGAUUAUUUAGAGAAACAUUUAAAACGAUGUCCAAUGCUUGUUUGUACGAAUCCCUGGGAAUGUCCACGUUGUGGUCGAAAGUACAGUAGUGAAGACUAUCUAAAUGUUCACAUGAAAAAUGAAUGCGGAAAAAAGCCACGAUUAAAACGGCAUGUGAGGGUUCAAACUAGAGAGAAACCUUAUCAAUGCAAACAUUGUGGUAAAACAUUUAGACACCUUUCUAAAUUGAAUGAACAUGUUAGGAUACAUACUGGAGACAAACCUUACCAAUGUGAAAAUUGUGGUAAAAGAUUUACACUGCUUGGUAACUUAAAACGUCAUGGUAUGAUACAUACUGGAGAAAAACCUUAUCAAUGUGAACAUUGUGGUAAAACAUUUAGAGACCUUGGCUCAUUAAAACGCCAUGUUAGAACACAUACGGGAGAGAAACCAUAUCAAUGUGAACAUUAUGGUGAAACAUUUACUCAGAAUAGUGCCUUAAAUGGACACAUUAGGAUACAUACAGGAGAGAAACCUUAUCAACGUAAACAUUGUGGUAAAAGAUUUUCACAGAAAGAUGGCUUGAAUAGACACCUUAGGAUACAUACAGGAGAGAAACCUUAUCAAUGUAAACAUUGUGGUAAAACAUUUAGAAAGCUUUCUAAAUUGAAUGAACAUGUUAGGAUACAUACUGGAGACAAACCUUACCAAUGUGAAAAUUGUGGUAAAAGAUUUACACUGCUUGGUAACUUAAAACGUCAUGGUAUGAUACAUACUGGAGAAAAACCUUAUCAAUGUGAACAUUGUGGUAAAACAUUUAGAGACCUUGGCUCAUUAAAACGCCAUGUUAGAACACAUACGGGAGAGAAACCAUAUCAAUGUGAACAUUAUGGUAAAACAUUUACUCAGAAUAGUGCCUUAAAUGGACACAUUAGGAUACAUACAGGAGAGAAACCUUAUCAACGUAAACAUUGUGGUAAAAGAUUUUCACAGAAAGAUGGCUUGAAUAGACACCUUAGGAUACAUACAGGAGAGAAACCUUAUCAAUGUAAACAUUGUGGUAAAACAUUUAGAAAGCUUUCUAAAUUGAAUGAACAUGUUAGGAUACAUACUGGAGACAAACCUUACCAAUGUGAAAAUUGUGGUAAAAGAUUUACACUGCUUGGUAACUUAAAACGUCAUGGUAUGAUACAUACAGGAGAGAAACCUUACCAAUGUGAAAAUUGUGGUAAAAGAUUUACACAGCUUGGUAACUUAAAACGUCAUGGUAUGAUACAUACAGGAGAGAAACCUUAUCAAUGUGAACAUUGUGGUAAAACAUUUUCACAGAAUUGUGAUUUGAAUAAACACCUUAAGAUACAUACAGGAGAGAAACCUUAUCAAUGUGAACAUUGUGGUAAAACAUUUAGAGACCUUGGCUCAUUAAAACGCCAUGUUAGAACACAUACGGGAGAGAAACCAUAUCAAUGUGAACAUUGUGGUAAAACAUUUACUCAGAAUAGUGCCUUGAAUGGACACAUUAGGAUACAUACAGGAGAGAAACCUUAUCAAUGUAAACAUUGUGGUAAAAGAUUUUCACAGAAAGAUGGCUUGGAUAGACACCUUAGGAUACAUACAGGAGAGAAACCUUAUCAAUGUGAACAUUGUGGUAAAACAUUUACUCAGAAUAGUGCCUUGAAUGGACACAUUAGGAUACAUACAGGAGAGAAACCUUAUCAAUGUAAACAUUGUGGUAAAAGAUUUACUAUGCUUGGUAACUUAAAACGUCACGUAAGGAUACAUACAGGAGAGAAACCUUAUCAAUGUAAACAUUGUGGUAAUAGAUUUACUAUGCUUGGUAACUUAAAAAGUCACGUAAGGAUACAUACGGGAGAGAAACAGUUACUACAUAUCACAUUAUGAAAUAUAAUUGCAACCUUUACAUAUUCUCCAUCAUUUAUUAGGAAUCAAAUAUGUAGAAACAUGAUACAUUAGAAGGUUUUAAUAGUUUUUAUGACAUCAUCUAUGCACAGCUUAUUUUCUGUAAAUUCUCGUUUUAACGCCGCAGCACUUAUUAAUUCCUAUACGUGCACCGCCCGUAUGCGGCGCUAAAACAAACACUGUAAUAAACUAUAAAACCUCA